Mesocestoides corti is the source of this 3429-nucleotide messenger RNA. Lineage: Eukaryota; Metazoa; Platyhelminthes; Cestoda; Cyclophyllidea; Mesocestoididae. The record is from the annotation of a GenBank genome assembly.
UGGAUUAGUGACCAAUUGGAGUUGGCACCUGAUAUAGACUCUGUUAAUUUGUAUCGUGAAAAACAUAUUCUGCUUCAUGGAUACAUGUGGCCUUUUGUUGCACUAUAUUCUAUCUGGUUUGGCUACUGGUUCGGCACCCUGGGGGCUUCCGAAUAUCUCGAGUUGGGGCUGAUUGGUGUCGCGGUGAUUGGAGUUAUUCAGAUAUUGACAGCUCUAUUCUGCUUUUGGUUUGUGCCUGUUCGGUGCUUGCUAAUGUUCAGAAAGGUAAACAAGUGGUUCCACCACCAAAUACUGGAUAUACUACCUAUUGCAACUCAGGAAAUGUCGCACUAUUUCUUUUUCCAACGGCUGAAGUACACAUUUGAUUCCGACGACAAAGACAGCAUUCACGCCGUUAAAUUUCCCCUAAGUUGGUCGCUAAAUCAAUACAAGGAUUGGCGCGGCUACGGGUCAGAAGAAAGUGUUAAUAUCGCCAAGGAGACGUAUGGUGACAACCAUCUACGCCUCUCUGUUCCGCCAUUUUUGGAGUUGUUUUUGGAGCGUGCUACGGCUCCGUUCUUUGUGUUCCAAGUAUUUAGCGUAUUUUUGUGGUGCCUCGACGAGUAUUGGCUGUACCCGAUCAUGACUCUCGCUCUGCUAGUUUUAUUUGAAAGUGGCUUGGUCGUACAACAACUGAAAAACCUUAAAGAAAUACGUUCCAUGAGUGCGCAACCGUAUAGACUUUACGUUUAUAGGAACAAAAAGUGGUGCUCCAUAUCUAGCGAGGAAAUAGUCGCCUGUGAUAUUGUUUCCGUUACUCAGUCUGUUCACGAGAAACUCAUUCCGUGUGAUUUGCUUCUUUUGCGUGGCACUUGUAUCGUCGACGAAUCUAUGCUCACUGGUGAAUCUAUUCCUGUUACCAAGGAACCCAUUGAGGCGCUGACGUCGAUGAAACCGAUCAGCUUUGACGAGGACGACAAAAUGCACGUGCUUUUCGGCGGCACAAAAAUUGUACAGAUGACGCCACCUGCAAAGUACACCAAUCUACCGAAGGGUAUGCGUGUUGCCUCUCCCGACAACGGCUGUCCGUGUUUUGUGUUGCGUACGGGUCUGAGCACGUGUCAGGGUCGCCUCCUCAAGACCAUCAUGUUUAGCGUCAAGGCCGUCACCGCUAACAACCUGGAGACCCUCGCGUUCAUUGGCUUCCUCCUUGUAUUUGCCAUCACCGCGUCUGCCUACGUGUGGAUUGUGGGCACUUCCGAUCCUCGCAGAAAUCGAUACAAACUCUUCCUGGAGUGUACCCUCAUUAUCACCUCGGUUAUUCCCCAGGAACUGCCAAUUGAGCUCUCUUUGGCUGUCAACACCUCGCUGGCGUCUCUGUCGAAAAUGCUGAUUUACUGCACGGAACCGUUCAGGAUACCCCUAGCUGGUCGUGUGGACAUUUGCUGCUUCGACAAGACCGGCACUCUCACAGAGGACGAGGUGGUUGUGGAGGGUGUCACCGGGCUCAACGGAGAACUAGCCGAGAAGAUAGUGUCGGUGCGCAAGUGUCCUCUCGCCACGGUCCAGGUUCUCGCGUCCGCCCACGCGCUAGUCCACUCCGACUCGGGUCUUCUCGGUGAUCCGCUCGAGAAGGCGAUGCUCAAGGCCGUUGGAUGGAGUCUGAACAGCGAGGGUGUCGUUUACGGCAAAACCAGCCCAAGGUUCCGCUUCACGAGUAGCCUGCGACGCAUGUCGACGGUUGUGGGGUACCAGGGCACGACUGACGUGGACGUCACCUACAUGGCUUGCGUGAAAGGCUCUCCCGAAGUGCUCAAGUCGAUGUUCGUCGACGCACCGAUGGACUACGACGACGCCUACCUCCAGAUGGCCAGACGAGGCGCACGUGUCCUCGCCCUCGGCCAAAAGACUCUUGGCCGCCUGAGUCAUCAGGAGGUGCGUGAACUGAAGCGCGAGGCUGUGGAGUGCAAUCUCAACUUUGCCGGGUUCGUGGUCAUCUCCUGCCCCCUUAAACCGGACUCCCACAGCGUCAUCCAAAUGCUCAAGUCAUCCUCUCACCACAUCACCAUGGUUACCGGGGAUAAUCCACUCACAGCCUGCCACGUCAGCAACCUUCUUGGAAUUACGCGCAAGGACACCCCAAUUCUCCUUCUCGAUUCAACAUGCGAUUGGCUUUUUCUCGUAAUCCUCACUUUUCACUGGUUUCUCCCUAACCCCGUGGAGACGGAUCGGCUGGCGAAGUCGCACGAAUUCUGCCUCACCGGCGACGGCAUUGAGGCGUUGCGUCGCGACGCCUCCAGCCAGCGCGCUCUCAUGUGCAUUCUGCCCAAGACCAAGGUGUUGUCGCGCGUCGCUCCCAACCAGAAGGAGUUCAUCCUGGCGAGCCUGCGUCAGCUCGGCUACACCACGCUCAUGUGUGGCGACGGCACCAACGACGUCGGUGCGCUCAAACAGGCCCAUGUCGGUGAGUUCUUUUCGCCCUCUUGUGGCGAUUCGUUCACCUCUCAUUCUCUGACCGCGUCCUCCCUCUCUUCUUCUUCCCUUCUAGGUGUUGCUCUCUUGAACCAGGCCCCCACGACUCUGGUUUCGGCGAAAAACGGUCCGAAGGCCCCACCACCGAACCCGCUUCUCGGUCGUCACAGCCAACAGCUCACCGCCAAGGCGCUGCAAGAUCUGGCCGCGGAAGACGAGGUGCCGAUUGUGCGUCUGGGCGACGCCAGCAUUGCUGCGCCCUUCACAGCCAAAAUGUCCUCGGCUAUUGGAGUGUGUCAUAUCAUUCGCCAGGGUCGGUGCACCCUCGUCACGACGCUGCAGAUGUUCAAGAUCCUCGCCAUCAACUGCCUCAUCUCCGCCUACAGCCUCUCCGUCCUCUUCCUCAAGGGCUUCAAGAUCUCCGACGGACAGGCCACAAUUCAGGCCCUCCUCAUGACUGGCUGCUUUCUCUUCAUCUCGCGGUCCAAGCCCCUAGACAAGUUGUCGCAGAAGCGGCCUCUGCCGAACGUCUUCAACCUCUACACUCUCCUCACCGUCGGCGGACAAUUCGCCGUCCACUUUACCGCCCUCUACGGCCUCAUCACCGCCGCCGAAGCUCAGAUACCCGAAGGUGAAUUAAUCGACAUCCACGCCGAUUUCAAGCCGACCAUUCUCAACACCGCGGUCUAUCUCAUUUCCACUGCAUUACAAGUCUCCACGAUCGCGGUCAACUACGAGGGUCACCCCUUCCGUGAGUCGCUCUUCGAGAACAAACCGCUUCUCAACGGUCUGGCGUUCGCCACGGCUGGAACUGUCGCGCUCGCCUUCGGGGCCCUCUCCGACAGCCUGGAACUUGUCCUCCUGGACGAUCACGUGAGUCAUGCGACGUGGCUUUGCCUGGUAUCGGCACUGACCUGUGGCAUUUCCAGACACCCAGUUGGUGUAGUGUGUUGGCGAAGCGUCUCCAGAGGAAUCUAG